Messenger RNA from Parnassius mnemosyne (clouded apollo), 366 nucleotides. The record is from the annotation of a GenBank genome assembly. NCBI's taxonomy places the organism in Eukaryota, Metazoa, Arthropoda, Insecta, Lepidoptera, Papilionidae.
AUGGAUAAACCUGCAGAAAUGUCUCAAAAAGAUUACGUUGAAGACGGACAAAAUAAAUUGAUAAUCAAGUGUAAAUUUUGCGGAUCUAAAAUAUUAGAUAAAAAAUCUGCUAAGUAUAUCAUGCAAGAGAAGGAACUACCAUUCAUGCAGCAGGAUACAAGGAAAGGUGGUGAAGUUCAGAUUGAAACAAUUAACCAGUUCUAUCACGUUGAGAAUAUGUAUACGUUCGAAAAUAUUGGAUUUACGCAUACAGUAGCUAACCAUAAGUACCUAAGUUGUGCAGAUUGUUAUGCUGGGCCUCUAGGGUAUUACGAAAUAGACACUAAACAUAGUUAUGUGGCACUAACGAGGGUAGAACAUUGUUAG